UGUAGUUUUUAAACGACUGCAGUUAAAACUACUGCCGGACCCGUUUACGGCAUGUCGUGAAGAGGAGCGAGGAGGAGGAAAGCAGCACACGUGCGUCCACAGCAGGACUGAGCUGAUGGAUGAUCCUCCGUACAGAGAGGAAGAGGAAGAGGAUGAGGAGGAGUCGUCCCCGGUGGUUGGGGUCAGCCUGUGUGACUCCGCCCCCUUGCUGUGGAGGGCGGAGGACCUGCGUGCGGUGAGGUCUCAGGGCCUGGUGGGGGCGCUGCUGGGGUCGCUGGCUCGGACCCCCCGACAGAACAGCCGUCUGGGCCGCCCGCUGCUGCUGCUGCCGGAGGAGGAGAGACUGCUGACGGAGCGCCACGCCGCCGCCACCGCCACCGCAGCACCGCCUGGGUCAAAGGAGGCGGGAGGGGCGGAGCUCCGUCAGCAGGUGGAGCAGUAUGAGGAGGAGCAGCAGAGGAGUUAUGAGGAGCAGAGUGUCCUCGCUCUGGAGGACAGGAAGUCAGCGCUGCGCAGAGCCAUGACGUCAUCGCACACAGAUCCUGGAGCUGGGACCACAGAUGAAGCCCUGCAGGGCCGCCUGGAGGCCCUGGACCAGAGCUUUACCUUCCCUCGGUCCGGGAUGGCGGUCCAGCUGAGCACGGCGAGGGCGGGGCUAUCGUACUGCCCCGAGGCCCGGGACUUCCUGCAGGCUGAUUGGCUGAUGAGAAAGCGGGACGACCCGCGCGGCGCCGCCAGGUACCAGGUGUUCAUAGACCUGAGGGGGCGGGGCUUCUACCUGACCUCUGCCGGGAAGUUCGGGGGAGACUUCCUCGUCUAUCCAGGCGACCCUCUCCGUUUCCACGCUCACUUCAUCGCCGUGUGUGUGUCUCUGGACGAGUCCGUCUGUCUGCUGGACGUCCUCGCCAUCGCUCGCCUCGGAUCCAACGUGAAGAAGACGGUCCUGCUCUGCUCGCCGGGGGCAGGCGGGGGCGUGGCCUACACCUCGCUACAGUGGAGCGGGAUGGUCUGAAGAACCAGCAAGAACCAGUAAGACCAGUUUGGUCCAGCUGGUGCGUUCAGGAACCGCUUCCUGUUUCCUGGUUGUCACAGUAACACAGAGACCUCCUUCAGGGCCGCUGCCGGUCCCCGUGCUGGUCCCCGAGCCGGAGUUUGGGAACCACGGCUUGAAGAACAGUUUGUGAUAAAUGGAGAAAACAACAUUUAAUCAUCUGAACUGAGACUACUGAUGACUGAUGAUUGUUCUCGGUGUGCAGACACAGAACAUACGGAAGAUUUAAAGCCAAAGAAGGAAAGAGGAACUAACAUAUUUUCAUUAUUGAUUCAUCGGACAAAUAUAGUUUGUAAAAAAAUGUGAAGCCCUCAAAGU
Molecule: messenger RNA, 1369 nt
Organism: Scomber japonicus (chub mackerel)
Lineage: Eukaryota; Metazoa; Chordata; Actinopteri; Scombriformes; Scombridae
Gene: tsen34
Product: TSEN34 tRNA splicing endonuclease subunit
Exons: 5
Coding region: 116-1012 (298 amino acids)
Biological process (GO): tRNA-type intron splice site recognition and cleavage; tRNA splicing, via endonucleolytic cleavage and ligation
Cellular component (GO): tRNA-intron endonuclease complex
Molecular function (GO): tRNA-intron lyase activity; nucleic acid binding
Source: RefSeq, a predicted model, not a curated record